Messenger RNA from Camellia sinensis, 975 nucleotides. NCBI's taxonomy places the organism in Eukaryota, Viridiplantae, Streptophyta, Magnoliopsida, Ericales, Theaceae. The record is from RefSeq and is a predicted model, not a curated record.
AUGAAAAAUCUCAAACGAAAGACGGAAUACUUAAGCAGUCAAGAGAAUGACAUAAAUAAAGAAGUGAGCAUUGCAGAGCAGCGAUCAAGGAAAAGGCGAAAGAAAGAAGUUGAAGUUUGGAAAAAAGAUGUGCAAAGGAUAAAAGGUGAUGUCCAAACAUUGCAAAUACAAGAGCAAGAAAUAGUUGGAUGGAAGAAUGUCUUCUUGUGCGUACGGUUGGGAAAGCUUGCUGUGGAUAAGAUUAAGGAAGUGUUCAUACCAACUACUGGAUCUCUUGGUGAAAUCACAAGUGCAAGGAACAUGGAGAAAGUUUGGGAAUACCUAAUGGAUGAUGAGGUCAAGAGGAUUGGCAUUUACGGAAUGGGGGGAGUUGGCAAAACAACCAUCAUGCAUCACAUCAACAAUCGACUCUUGAAUGAAACUUGUAACUUCGGUGAUGUUAUUUGGGUCACAGUAUCUAAAGCAUUCACUAGGCAGAUAACUGAAGAGCUGGAUCUUGAUCUUUCAAAUUAUGGGGAUGAAACAAGAAGAACAUCAGAAAUAUAUACAAUGCUUUCCCAAAAGAGGAGGCAUGUGCUCAUCGUAGACGAUCUAUGGGAAACAUUGCCUCUGGAGAAGGUGGUUAUUCCAGAACCAACUAGAUUUAAUGGAUGUAAAUUGGUGUUAACUACGAGAUCGUUAGAAGUGUGUAGAAAGAUGGAGUGCAAAACCGUCGAAGUGGAGCUUAUCACGGAAGAGGAAACAUUAAAUCUAUUUAUGAGCAAGGUUGAAGAAAAUCAAACAGUGCUUACUUCGAAAGUGAAAGAAUUUGCAACAGAAGUUGCCAAAGAAUGUAUGCGUCUGCCCCUUGCUAUUGUUACUAUAGCUGGAAGUAUGAUAGGAGUAAAUGACAUUCACGAGGGAAGAAAUGCAUUAAAUGAAUUGAUCAGCUCGACAAAACAGAUCAGGGACAAUGAAAGUGAGGUGUUUGAGUGA